AUGCUCUGCGCAAUCUCUGGCGAAGCUCCCCGCGAACCCGUUGCCUCGCGCAAAUCGGGCAACGUCUUCGAAAAGCGCCUCAUCGAAGCCCACAUCUCAGAACACCACACCGACCCCGUUACUGGCGAGGAUCUCGCGACGGAGGACCUCAUCGAGCUCAAGUCGCCCAAUGUCGUCACUCCGCGCGCGCCCAACUUCACCUCGAUACCGGCCAUGCUCAGCGCCUUCCAGAACGAGUGGGAUGCGCUGGUUCUGGAGACGCAUACGCUCAAGCAGCACUUGGCGCAAACGAGGCAGGAGCUGAGUACUGCGCUGUACCAGAACGAUGCGGCGACGAGGGUCAUCGCGCGGAUAUCCAAGGAGAGAGACGAGGCGCGCGAGGCAUUGUCCAACGUCACCAUCAGUGGAGGCGGCCAGGGCGAUGCCAUGCAGGUGGACGGCCAGGGCCUGCCUCAGCAGCUUGUAGCUCUUGUGGAAGAGACACAGCAAGAACUCUUCGGCACCCGACGAAAGCGACCUGUGCCGGCAGACUGGACCUCUGGGGACGCCAUUUCCAACUACGACGUUGCCAAGACGACCGAAUCUCUAUACCCAGGCAGCACCAAGAUUGCGGUCAACGAGGCACAGAAUGUGCUGUUCGGUGGAGCGGAUGGCACCACGGGCGUCUACUCACUGACCCAGGGCAAGGUCCUGGAGACAUUCAAUGCAGGCAGCGCAGUCACAUCGGUGGCAUGGUGGGGAGAGCGCGCGCUUGUUGGAACAUCGGCAGGCACAGUCAAGGUGUUCUCCAACGGGGAUGACGUUGCGCAAAUAGCUUCUCACGCCGGAGCUGUCACGUCCAUGUCCGUACAUCCCAGCGGCAAGAUGCUCGCAACCGCCGGCGCCGACAAGCGAUACGCCAUCCACGAACUUACAACCUUCAAGACGGUCUCGCAAGUCUACGUCGAAGCCGAGAUCACAUGCGUCUCGUUCCACGUAGACGGCAUGCUUUUCUUCAUCGGAAGCUCCGACGGCAACAUCCGCAUCUACGACAUCAAGACUGGCACACAAAUGGCCGAACUCGCAACUUCGGCUCCCGUCGUCGAUCUCAAGUUUUCUGAAAACGGAACUUGGUUCGCCGUCGUACAGGAAAACUCGUCCAGUGUCGCGAUUUGGGACAUCAGGAAGCAGGCUGCCAUCCACACGCUUGAAUCUGGCAGCCCGGUUAAUAGCGUUAGCUGGGAUUACACCGGCCAGUUCUUGGCAAUUGGUGGAACUGGCAGUGUUUCGGUGCAGCAGUACACCAAGGCGACGAAGAGCUGGGCUGAGCUCGUCAGGAAGGCGGCGCCGGCAAAGGAUGUCGCUUGGGGUGGCAGGGCCGAGAAUGUUGUGGCGCUGACUACCGAGGGUGGUUUGGCAGUGCUGACAGCGCCUUAG
Messenger RNA from Alternaria postmessia, 1416 nucleotides. RefSeq lists its product as uncharacterized. Gene Ontology annotation, biological process: DNA repair; mRNA splicing, via spliceosome; protein ubiquitination. The record is from RefSeq and is a predicted model, not a curated record. Lineage: Eukaryota; Fungi; Ascomycota; Dothideomycetes; Pleosporales; Pleosporaceae. Gene Ontology annotation, cellular component: cytoplasm; U2-type catalytic step 1 spliceosome; Prp19 complex. Gene Ontology annotation, molecular function: protein binding; ubiquitin protein ligase activity. The coding region runs from base 1 to 1416 and encodes 471 amino acids. The transcript is spliced from 2 exons.